GACAGAGAGGAAGGAGAGAGACCGAGAAAGGAGAGAGAGACAGAGAACAGGGAGAGAGAAUAGAUCAGAGAUAGAAUAGAAUAGAGGACCAGCUGUGUGGACCUUCAUAUGGAGUCUACAACAGAGGGAGGAGGAGGAGGAGGAGGAGGAGGGCUGAGGGAGCUGGUUCUAAAGUGGUUUACAGAGACCCAGGCCCCUCUCAUUCUCCUCCAUGAAGGAAACUUUCCCGAUUGGUUCCAAGGCUUCACCACCAGGAAGGAAGCAGAGGAUCAGCUGAGAGACAAGCCUCUGGGAUGUUUUCUCAUCAGACUCAGUGACAAAGCCGUAGGAUACAUCCUCUCAUACAAAGGACAAGAUCGCUGCCGCCAUUUUGUGAUCAACCAGGACCAAGCUGGGCUGUUCGCUAUCUCCGGGGACGACCAGCCUCACCACAGCCUCACAGAACUGAUAGAGCACUACAGAGUCCAUCCCAUCCAGCCCUUUGGAGAGUCCCUCACCUCUACAUACUGUUGUCAGUCAAGCUCAGGAGAGCUGUAUGAUGUGGUGCAGUUCGAGACCAAAGAGAAGAAGAAGACUGGUGGGGUCAGUGUCCGAGCUCUGAGAAGUUACUGGGACCAGCAGAACGAACAGAAGAAUGACCAACACCAACAGAAUGACCAUCAAAAGGACCAUCACAAUGACCCACGGAACGACCCAUGGAACGACCCACGGAAUGACCCACGGAAUGACCCACGGAAUGACCAACACCAAUGGAAUGACCUGCCGCCAACUAGGCAGCCCCCUGCAGUGCCACCCGUGCUGCCGCCCAAAACCAACAACAGGAAGUUGACAUCAACAGUAUCCAUUGGCAGGAAGUCCCUCCCACAGCAAGCAGUACCUCCAGUCCCAAGGCGAGGCCCACCUCUGACCCACUCUCUGAGUGGAACCUUGUCUGACAAGAGCGCGUCUCAAACCCAAUACGCCGAAAUACAUCAUGACCAAACCAAGACCACAUCUCACAGUCAAACCCAAUACGCUGAGAUACAUGCUAACCACAACAAGACCACAUCUCACAGUCAAACCCAAUACGCUGAGAUACAUGCUAACCACAACAAGACCACAUCUCACAGUCAAACCCAAUACGCAGAAAUACACCAUGACCAAACCAAGACCACAUCUCACGGUCAAACCCAAUACGCAGAAAUACACAUGAACCAGAACAAAGUGGAGAGACUGGCCAGUACUGGGAGUCUGAACCAGAGGAGGAGCACCGGGCCCUGGUUCUCCAAUAACACCUCCACAGCAGCAGGAGUAGUCAUGUACUCUGAGCUGAACCUGCCAGAUGGACGGAGCCGCUCUCUACCCCGCCUGGACGACGCCACGGAGGAGGAGGAGGAGGAGGGGUACUCCGACAGGAUGACCAUCCAUUGCUUCCCCAACACCUCUCACUCCCCCAAUCCCCCCAAGAGGGUCACCUGCCACGCCUACUCUCUUCAGGACCCCAGGGAAAGCCCCCGGCCACAGAUCCACGGUGGACCACAAAGCCUGGAUCAGCUGAGCAACAACCCACUGUACCAGGCCUCUGUCGGGCUUGGUGAGGGCCGGGACACCCCCUGGAAGGUACCACAGAAGCAGAGAGAAGGGGACCCUGGCAGAAGCCCCCAGGACCAGACUCCUCAGCAGGAGGAGAGUAUGUAUGCAGAGGUUCCAGAGGGGCCAUCUCCUCCCCGUCAUCUGAUUACAGACAACACCUAUGAGCAGAUCCCAGGGGACGGUGGCCUAAAGAGGACACAAAGCACAGCCACAGACCAGGAGGGAAACACCUAUGAGAUGCUGGAGAACCUGAAGUCCAAGGAGUCUACUUGGGGCAAGAAGAAUAUCACAUGGAGAAAAUUAUUCCCUGAAUACAAGAAGAAAUAGCAGCACCCUGCAGAUUCAGCAACAAACCAAUCAGCACCCUGCAGAUUCAGCAUUAAACCAAUCAGCACCCUGCAGAUUCAGCAACAAACCAAUCAGCACCCUGUAGAUUCAGCAACAAACCAAUCAGCACCCUGUAGAUUCAGCAACAAACCAAUCAGCACCCUGCAGAUUCAGCAACAAACCAAUCAGCACCCUGCAGAUUCAGCAACAAACCAAUCAGCACCCUGCAGAUUCAGCAACAAGACAAUCAGCACCCUGCAGAUUCAGCAACAAACCAAUCAGCACCCUGCAGAUUCAGCAACAAGACAAUCAGCACCCUGCAGAUUCAGCAACAAACCAAUCAGCACCCUGCAGAUUCAGCAACAAACCAAUCAGCACCCUGCAGAUUCAGCAACAAACCAAUCAGCACCCUGCAGAUUCAGCAACAAACCAAUCAGCACCCUGCAGAUUCAGCAACAAACCAAUCAGCACCCUGCAGAUUCAGCAACAAACCAAUCAGCACCCUGCAGAUUCAGCAACAAACCAAUCAGCACCCUGCAGAUUCAGCAACAAACCAAUCAGCACCCUGCAGAUUCAGCAACAAGACAAUCAGCACCCUGCAGAUUCAGCAACAAACCAAUCAGCACCCUGCAGAUUCAGCAACAAACCAAUCAGCACCCUGCAGAUUCAGCA
Messenger RNA from Oncorhynchus kisutch (coho salmon), 2571 nucleotides. RefSeq lists its product as uncharacterized. The record is from RefSeq and is a predicted model, not a curated record. Gene Ontology annotation, cellular component: cytoplasm. Lineage: Eukaryota; Metazoa; Chordata; Actinopteri; Salmoniformes; Salmonidae. The transcript has 6 exons. Bases 109 to 1899 code for a protein of 596 amino acids.